UUGCGUAUAACUUUUUAGUUUUAGUGCCAAUCGAAUCUGUUUAGAGUACGCGCGUGUUAUGGUCUUGAUGUGUGAAUUCUGCUAGUAAAUUACAUUUUGGAAUUAAAACGAUUCAAAACAACGUGUCGUAGGAAAUAUUUACAUUAAGGACAACAUCUCUAUAAAGUAAGAGUAUAUUAAGAUGCAAUCAAUACUACUAAUGAGUUUGUUUGUGAACGUGUUAAUGAUGAGUAAAGCUGACCAUAGCACAAGACAUGUUAGACACAGCUAUCCACGUGAAACACCAAGACGUCAGCAACGUCAAUGGCAAUCGACAAAUUACAGAAAUUACGAGCCUAAACAACAUUACUAUUCCGGAUUUACAAACGCAGUUCGACAAAAUACACUUACAGCAGAAAUUAUUAACUUACUCCAUGAAUUAAAUAAUAAUCUAUCUACGCAAAAACAAAGACAAUACUACCAACCAAUCUUCGUACCAUAUCCCGUACCAUUGUCGAUACCUUCAACUAAUUACGGGAAACCAAACGUUGUACCGAACAAACCAGUGCCAGCACUCCCUAGUAGAAUAAAUUUUAUUGACGACGAAAAAGAUUACAUGAGACCAAUAAUGUUGAAGCCGGUGACAGCAGCUCCCUUUACAACAACCACAACGAAGAUUAGUGACGCUGAAAGUGCUAUUGUAUUCAAGGAUGAAAGUCAAAACGAUAUCAGAAAACCUUCAAGAUGCGAAGCAGCUAUUCUAGUUUGUUGUAGAUUCGCAGAACCUGAUCAAAUAAAGUCGUGUUUCGAAGAAUAUGGCUGUAGUAAAACAUAUUCUACAAAACUUGCAUGCGAGAAAAAAUCCAUACAAACAGUUAUUCAAAGAUUCGCCGAUAUGUUUGGCCCGAAAUAAUAUUUAAAUGCCAUGUUAUUAAUGAAAACGAGGCAAGCGACAAUUUGAACUUGUAACAUUUAAUAAAUCGCCGUAAUGCUAGAACACAAAAACAUUUUUGAUCAUAUAAAGUAUAAAUUACAUGUACAACAUCAAGAUUAAAUGUAACAAAUUUGGGGAUCAAGUGAAAGUCUGCAUAAUGACAUCAGAAUAAAAUACUAUACUAUGGCACGUAUAGCUGUAGUUCAAAAUUGUGUAUCAAGUCAACCAACCAAUACUAGUGUGGUUGGUUGAGGUCUAGUCACACCUAACGUAAGGUGAGUUUGAGCACCUCACUAAGGACAUACGAGCUAACGUAGAUGUGUAUUUACACUUCGAAGUAUGUAGGUAUUGCGAUAUGAUAUAAACGUACGUUUGACGGCGAUUGGAAAUACCCACGUUAUAUUUAUCCAACGAUUCCGCAAGAGGAAAAAUAUUUAUCGGUUGAUGUCGCUCAUUAUAUGUUAAAGAAUUAUAAAAUAAAUCACUGAUUAGACGGGCGGUUUUAUAACGCGCGUAAAAUAAUGUUGAAAUAAACAAAUGCAUUUCAAUGCUUUUGUCACGAUAACGCAACACGUUAAUGUAAUCGUAGCAAUAGAGUGGGCGUCCACCUUUAACUAUCCUGUCGCAUAACUGGUGUACGACAGUCGAUUGUUUCAUAGCCAAUUCAGCAUAACUAAAAAUCGAGUGAUUGUGUGCAUCUCCAUAUAACCUCAUAAGAAUUAAGGUAACUAAACAGUUGUGCGAUGGUUUCAGGUGUGCGCACGCUCUAAACAGACCCCUUUGUGUGCAUAUGACAAACAGCAAUGGACAUUUGUCAAACGUGAAGAUACUAAUUAUACCUUGCAUGUGUUGUUUUAUUUAACCGCAAGUUUUUAUCGGCACAUCAAUAUGUAAAUGUACUGUGGUUUAUUGUUAUCUUUUGUAUGUGUGAUAUAUUUUAUUAAAAAUUAUUCAUCUAUUUUAGC
This is a messenger RNA of Papilio polytes (common Mormon), 1878 nucleotides long. RefSeq lists its product as uncharacterized. NCBI's taxonomy places the organism in Eukaryota, Metazoa, Arthropoda, Insecta, Lepidoptera, Papilionidae. The transcript is spliced from 3 exons. Bases 182 to 892 code for a protein of 236 amino acids. The record is from RefSeq and is a predicted model, not a curated record.